GAGUGUCUAUCUUAAGUUUGUGAGUGACACAAGUGUUGUGUGUUAGUCUUUUAAGGCUUGGCGGAUGGUUGUAGCAUCUAGGAAGUCUGGCUCUGACAUCAUCCACCACACAAACACACAAGGAUGUGGUAAUCAGCCAGCCAGCCUUUUGCAUACGUCCGAGAGGCAAUGUUUAAUCAGAGCAGUCAGACAGGCUAGAAAUAUUCUUGGAAAUAGAAGUAAUGGAACUUUGCCUUAGCAAACGUUCUUGGAGCCUCACGGUGUGCAUGUGUUUGUGCUAGCGUGGGAAGAGCUGGGAAAGUUGAGAAUGAUCGCAAAAUUAUUUCACCUGUCUGUUCUGUACGGCUUCUUCUCCACCACGGCCUUGAAGGGAUGCUAAAAGAGGCUUGAACUGCUUUUGCCUUGGACUCCAGACCUGAUCUCUUGGUUUCUCAGCUGGGCUCAGGUUAUUGUUCUACAGCAGCUUGUUGAAUCAGGGUAAGAGUGCCAGCUCCAGCUCCCUGCGCUGUCUUACGACCAUUAGCCAGGAAACUUCCCUCCAUUCGCAGCCCCUUCUUUUCCUGAGUUUGGGUCACCCCAUGGGCGCCAUAUCAGUGACUGCCAAAGGACCUCCAUCUCAGCCAGCGUCUCACCCCUAACCCUUACCCCCUUCUUCGCCAUGGAGAUGAACCAGCUGGUGACGAUGAACCGGGAGGAUCGGGACAGCAAGGAAAAAGCUGAGGAGUCACAGGAGAAUGGCCGGUUGGUGGCUGAGAAAAGCCAAAAAGUGAACCCAGGGACAGGGCAGGUGUCUAAUGGUUACCCCAGCACGUCCCCUCAGAGUCCCAGGGAGGGCACCGGGGCUGUGGGAGACAGACCUGGUGGCCCUGGGGGCUUCCGGACACUGGUGGUCCAGCAGACCAGCCUGGACCCACCCCGCGAGACCUGGAGCAAGAAAAUGGACUUCCUCCUGUCAGUCAUCGGUUACGCCGUAGACCUAGGCAACGUGUGGCGCUUUCCAUACAUCUGCUACCAGAAUGGAGGAGGGGCCUUCCUGCUUCCCUACCUGUUGAUGGCUGUGUUUGGGGGGGUGCCACUCUUCUACAUGGAAUUGGCACUGGGCCAGUUCCACCGCAGUGGCUGCAUCUCCAUCUGGAAGCACAUCUGCCCCAUCUUCAAGGGCAUAGGCUUUGCCAUCUGCAUUAUUGCACUGUACAUCGCCUUCUACUACAACACCAUCAUGGCCUGGGCUCUUUACUACCUCCUGUCCUCCUUCCGCUCCACACUGCCCUGGACCACUUGCACCAAUGCCUGGAACACGGCCAACUGUACCCACUACCUGUCCACCGACUUGAACGUCUCCUGGACCAACACCUCCAUUUCACCUGCCGAGGAGUUCUAUACACGGCAGGUGUUGCAGGUGCAUCUUUCCCCAGGCCUUCAUCAGCUGGGUGCGGUGAGCUGGCAGCUGGCCCUCUGUCUGCUCUUCAUCUUUACUGUUGUCUACUUCAGCAUCUGGAAGGGGGUUAAGACCUCUGGCAAGGUAGUGUGGGUGACAGCAACUUUCCCAUACCUGGUAUUGCUGAUCCUGCUGGUGCGAGGUGCCACCCUACCCGGGGCAUGGAGAGGGGUGGUCUUCUAUUUGCAGCCUGACUGGGAGAAGCUCCUGAGCACCACGGUUUGGAUUGAUGCAGCAGCCCAGAUCUUCUUCUCUCUAGGCCCAGGCUUUGGUGUGCUCCUGGCCUUUGCCAGCUACAAUCCUUUUCACAACAACUGCUAUAAAGAUGCCUUGGUGACGAGCUCCGUGAACUGUCUGACCAGCUUCGUCUCAGGCUUUGUGAUCUUCACUGUGCUGGGCUACAUGGCUGAGAUGCGGCAGCAGGGAGUGGAAACAGUAGCUAAGGAUGCUGGCCCCAGCCUACUGUUCAUCAUCUAUGCUGAGGCCAUUGCUAACAUGCCUGCUGCGACCUUCUUCGCUAUCAUCUUCUUCCUCAUGAUCAUCAUGCUGGGAUUGGACAGCACGUUUGCUGGGCUGGAAGGAGUGAUCACUGCCAUGUUAGACGAGUUCCCCCAUCUGCUGGCCCGGAGGAGGGAGUGGUUUGUGCUGGGUCUGGUGUGUGUCUGCUACCUGGGAGCUUUGUCCACACUCACCUAUGGAGGGGCAUUUGUGGUGAAGCUGUUUGAGGAGUACGCAACGGGCCCUGCCGUCAUCACUGUAGUCUUCCUGGAGGUCAUUGCUGUCUCCUGGUUUUAUGGGACAAAGCGUUUCUGCAAUGAUGUGCAGUUGAUGCUCGGCUUCUCCCCCGGCCUGUUCUGGAGGGUGUGCUGGGUGGCUAUCUGCCCCUGCUUCCUUCUGUUCAUCAUUGGCAGUUUCCUGGCCUUCCCUCCUGAGGUGAGGCUGUUCGACUAUGUGUACCCGUUCUGGACCACUGUUCUGGGCUAUUGCAUUGGGGUCUCCUCUUUCAUCUGUGUGCCUUCCUACAUGGUCUACCACCUGCUCACCACCAAAGGGACCUUCAAACAGCGCCUGUUGAAGAGCAUCACACCUGAGCCGGCGGGUAGUGGAGGCCCACACAGGGACAUCAUCAUCACUAACGCCGUGUGACCGAUGUUGGGGACCCCUCACCCUCUGCUGGACAUGUAGCACAACCACAGAAGUGGAGACACUCCCUCCCCCCUCCACUCACAUCCCUCUUCACCUGCCAAAGGAGUCUCCACUUGUACUGCGGCUGGGCUGGGCCUUCGCUUAGAAUGACCCAGCAGCUUUAUUUCUGACCAAUCCUAAAUGUGGCAGUGUUCGUUGUUCAUGUGAGUUGGUAGCAGAAAAUGUCCUGAUUGUUUUUUGUCACCAUUUAGGUCCAUAAUAAGGCAUAGUUACGUUUGUGACACUAUUUAACAUCGAUUACUCUCGAGUAGUAAAAGAAAAACAUGUAUAGCACAGUAUUUCACUUUGCAUUUUCAAAUCGCUAAUUAUCCAAGAAUAUGUAGGAUUCACAAAAAUUAACAUUUCAGUUGAAUAUUCAUUUGACGUUUCAGGUAGCUAUUACCUUUAGAAAUGUUUAUGAAGCCAAAAAUUGCUUAAUAUCACAUUUAUUGCUGUUACAGGAAUAUCUAAAUGCAACCUCGGAGCUGCAUAUGGUUUGAGUUUAGAACACCUCAGAGAGAGAGAGAGAGAGAGGGAGGGAGAGAGGGAGAGCAUUUUUAAGCAUAAGCUUAAAAGAAUAGUUACAGUGCCUGAUGUGGUUCGAUUUAUUGCACAGGUGAGAGUGAGUUUGUGUGUAAGUUUGUGUGCAUGUAUCUGUGUACCAGGCACCUCUGUGGAAUGGUAAUUGUGGGUCAUUGUGGGGAGUGUCAGUGCUGCGCUUCUGGAACGUACAGCUCACUCCAAUCAGAUCUAACUGAGAUGGCGAGGUACAAUGUAACGUUACUGCUCAACGUUCUAUAUAUUUACAUCACACUUAUUUCUGACCUUUUGUGAAGUUACAUUUAUGUAAUGCAUUGUCUCAGUUAUGAAACUAAACAUCAGUUUCUCAGCCUCCCUGCUGUCACCUGUAGGCUUUGUUUUUCAUAUUAUAUGUGAAUAACACAGUCGCAGAAGCCAAAUACUAGUGUGCUUGUUCCAAAUGGUCCAACUUUCUUCAUUUGUUUUAGUUGUUCAUGGAAAAAAAACAACUAGCUCUGACUGAACGUACACGUAUGUACAUAUCUGUUUUGUGAGUCUGUUCGUGCGUUCCUGUCCUGUGACAACCUGUCAACUUCUCUGAGUGGGCGUAUAUGGGAGUGUGAGUGUCUGUCGGUUUUCUGAAGUGCGUGCGAGUGAGCCUGAGCUGUACAUGGAAGUAGAGAAGCCAAAAGCCAUGGUCAGUCCUGUCAGUGUGUGUGUGUGUGUGUGUGUGUGUGUGUGUGUGUGUGUGCGCAUGCAGAUAUGAAUGUAUACUGUGAUGUGGUGUGUGCCUCAGACUAGUCCUCUCUUCAGAAUUCACGCUCUAUCAAAUUAACAAAGGUCUCCUAUGUACUUUAUAAAGCCUAUCUAUGAUCUAUGUAUGUUGAUGAGACUGUUAUAAGAAACCAUAUAGAAUAAAGAUAUAUAUGAAUUAUUAGAAAAAUAAAAUAAAAGUAUAUGUAUUAAUAA
Messenger RNA from Pygocentrus nattereri (red-bellied piranha), 4111 nucleotides. RefSeq names its product solute carrier family 6 member 4a (gene slc6a4a). Gene Ontology annotation, molecular function: serotonin:sodium:chloride symporter activity; serotonin binding. The coding region runs from base 659 to 2584 and encodes 641 amino acids. The record is from RefSeq and is a predicted model, not a curated record. The transcript has 14 exons. Gene Ontology annotation, biological process: sodium ion transmembrane transport; serotonin uptake. Lineage: Eukaryota; Metazoa; Chordata; Actinopteri; Characiformes; Serrasalmidae. Gene Ontology annotation, cellular component: membrane; neuron projection.